AUGUCACGCCAGUGCACGCUAACAUUACUUACUGUAUUAUUACCACUUGCUUUAUUUUUAGAAGAUUGUCCUUUAGAAGGUACAAUUAAUGGCAUAAAUACUUUGGAUGUAAUUAUCCCAUUUGCUACAAAUAAAUCACUAAAAUGUGGUCUUAUCCCAUCAGAAUUAGAAUCUCAACUUAAUGGUUCAUGGAAGGCUAACAUACUAACUAAAAAUACCCAAUUAGUAUCAUUAUCUUAUAAAGAUGAUCAAGUAUAUAUAGAACCACCUUUGGAGAGUAAAACUUACAAUACAAGUGGACAAACUCAAGUGGAGUGUCUGCUAGUAAAACGUGGGACUAAUGAAAUCAUUCACAAAUUUAUACGUAAAAUCGAUAUUCUACCCUGUAAUUUAGAUGGUACAUUAAAUGGUGUAGAUAAUUCUGAUAUCCACAUAACUAAAGGUUCAUCUGAUCGAUUUUCAUGCGGUCUACUGCCUAGAGAUAUUGAAGACAACUUGAACGCUUAUUGGGUUGGCAAAAUAAUUAGUAAAUCAGUAGUAUCUAGUAGUAGUAGUACUAGAAGCGACAACCUUAUCUUAAUGGUGACGCAUAAUCGAAAAGUUAUAAUUCAACCACCAAAAGGCAAAUUAAUAUAUGACUUAACAGGUUUUGUUCAAAUUAACUGCCAAUUAAAGUCCGUGCAUGGAAACAGCAUAAUCUUUGCUUUUAACAAGACGAUUACUAUUCAUGGCUUUACUUUACCUCUAGAUGAAGCUAUACAGUUAUUAUAUGAGCAUGAAAAUCGUUUAACACUUGGUACAAAUAUGCGUAUGAAAUGUGAUCAUGAAAUACACGAGAAGAAUAAUUCAAUUUAUGAAUAUAAUAAUAAUGGUUAUUGGUUAAUUCAUAUUAUUGGCGGUGACACUGAUAUAAUCAGUUUAAAGACAAUUAAUCGUACAAGUGUUAUUCAACCACCGCAUAACCAUAUUGUCUAUACAAAACCUGGAAAAGUUGAAGUAGUAUGCAGUUUUGCUGAUCGUCAAACUAAAAAAGAAAUAUAUUCAAAAGUGAAAAUUAUUAAAAUUGUUAAUACUUUUCGUAAAGGCACUUUGAAUGGUCGCAAUAGUAGGGAUAUCACUGUAGGUAUUGGUUCAAAAAAUGUAUUCAAAUGUGGUAUGCUCACUUCUGAUGGUCGUUCAUACUACUCCAGAAGAAAGAGUUUUUGGCUAGCAAACAUUAUUGAUGGACCAAAAAAUCUUAUCUCAAUAAAACAUCAUAAGAAUGAGGCAAUUAUUGGACCACCGUUGUGUAGCGAUUUUUAUCAACUGAAAGGACGUGUAAAAAUUCAAUGUAUUCUUAAAUAUGAUGCAUAUGAAAUUGGUUUUGCAUUUAACAAAAGUAUUGACAUUAUCGAUGGUGUAAAAACCGGUACAAUUAAUGGAUAUGAUGAAUUAGAUGGUAUAGUUAAUAUUGGUACUAAUAACACAUUCAAAUGUGGUCUGUUACCUGAAUGGUCUGAAUCAUUGUAUAGCGGUUAUUGGGAAGCACGUAUCCUUUCAUCAGCAAUCCAUCCCUUGAUAUCAAUUAAAUCAUGUUAUAAUAAGGCUGUUAUUGGACCACCAUUCAAUUCAUCUGUUUACUAUUUAACUGGAAGUGUUACUGUGGAAUGUACAUUUAAAAAUCAAGAAAAUAAACAAACAAUUUAUGUGUUUAAUAAAAAUAUUAUUAUAAAAGAUUGUAAUCUUCAAGGUUCAUUGGAUGGAAUUGAUCAAUUCAAUAAAAUUGUAUCACUUGGUUCAAAUAAAACAUUCGAAUGUAGUCUAUUGCCUAAAAGUUAUUUAAGUCUAUUCAAUGGGUAUUGGGAAGCACAAAUAAUCAGUGGCUUGUCUAAUGCAAUAUCUAUUGUGAAAAAAGACAAUAAAGUAUUGAUUCAACCACCUAUAGGUAAUACAGUUUAUAAUAUGACUGAUAGACUACAGAUACAAUGUGAAUUAAAGGCUGAUGAAAGCAGAAUUAUAUACAAGUUUAAUAAAUCUAUAGAUAUUACAAAGUGCAAUCUACACGGAACUUUGAAUGGUAUUGACAAUUCUAAUAUUGACAUACCAAGAGAUUCUAAAGAAACAAUAAAAUGUGGAUUAUUACCAAGCAGUGUAGAGGAUCAAUUAAACGGUACCUGGUAUGGUCGUAUAAUUAGUACAGAACCGCAAAAAGCCAGUAUAAUUCAUCAAUCACAACAGGCAAUUAUUAAACCACCUAACGGUUAUUCUAUUUACAAAUUUCGUGGUCAAUGUAUAGUUGAGUGUAUUUUUGUAAAUCGUUAUGAUAAUACGACUAUAUUUACUUUUAAAAAGACAAUAAGAAUUCAAGAGGAGUCUCGUCUAUUUUCUGUUGUUAAUGUUUUGGAUCAUAGAGAAAAAAUUCUCACUGUUGGUUCAUCCAAUCGGAUAAUGAUUUACAGUAAUCCAGACUAUUAUCUUAAAUUAUUUAAACCUCAAUAUGAUUUAACAAUAGAAAGUGGACCAAAAGAUAUUUUAGAAAAAUAUGACCAACAUUACUAUAUGCCAGCUAGACCAAGUUCAGUGUAUACAAAGUCAGGCACAGUUAAAAUUCGAUCUAUUAUUAAAAGUGAUUCUGUAAUUAUUAUAAAUACAACAAAUAUUGUUCAUAUUAUUGAUUUAGAAAGAAAAGGUACAUUAAAUGGUAUUGAUAGUUCAGAUAUAAUUGCUCCUAUUGGUUCAAAUAAAAUAUAUAAAUGUGGCAUAUUACAAGGAAAAACACGAGAAUAUCGAUCAGAAGGUUAUUGGACAGGACGUAUUGUCUAUUCAUCAUCCAAUCUGUUGAAUGAAAUCAUUUCAUUAGAUUUAAGUAAUAAUGAAGUUGUAAUACGACCACCAUAUUGUGAAUUAUAUUAUAAAACUAAAGGCAAUGUAACAAUUGAAUGUACCUACAGAUAUGUCAGAUAUGAAAUAGAAUUUACAUUUAAUAAAACAAUAAGUAUUGUAGAUGAAAGUAUGGAAGGCAGUUUAAAUGGUAUUGAUAACUCCAGUAUAAUAGUACUCAAUGGAACAUAUAAACCAAUGAAAUGUCAUUUAUUACCGAAGAGUUUAGAAGACGGCGUAUACAGUGGUUAUUGGAAUAUAGAGAUUACUAAAGCGGGAUCAAAUGAGAUGUUGACUGUAGAAAUGUGUCAUGGUAAAGGAUUAAUUCAUCCACCUAAAGGUAGUCAAAAAUUUACCACCGUGGGUGAAGCUAUCGUCAAGUGUACUUUUAAAGAGUAUACAAGUGAUCGUAUUAUAUAUUCAUUUAAUAAAUCUAUUCUUGUAGAAGCUCGUCGCAUGAAAGGAACAUUGAAUAAUAUGAACACACUGGAUAUAAUUAUUCCACUUGGUUCAAAUGUUACAAGCCAGUGUGGUAUAUUACCAAAAGGCACUGAUACACUAUUUGAUAGUUAUUGGGAAACAAAGUUUACUUCAGAAACUCCAUAUUUAUUAUCAUUAAUCAAUCAGUCAAUUCUAGGACCGCCUGUAGGCAGUUCUGUAUAUAAUACUAUUGGUAAAGCAAUAGUUACUUGUUCUCUAAAAAGUCGAAUUGAUGGGGAAACAGUAUUCCGUUUUGAAAAAAGUAUAGAAAUUGUAGAUAAGAAAAUCAUUGGAACAUUGAAUGGUAUUGAUGAGGCUAAUAUUAGUCUUUCUGUUGGUAAUCAAAAUAGAUUAAAAUGUGGCCUUUUACCAAAGUCGACUGAAUCGUUAUAUAAAGGUUAUUGGGAGAUACGUAUCAUCAGUCAAUCAAGUGACAAUUUAGUCUCUAUUGAAAAGAUCCAUAAUGAUGCUGUUAUCAAACCACCAGAAAGUAGUCUAGGUGGAUACAGAAAACCUGGACACUUAGAAGUCGAAUGUAUAUAUAAAUUGCAUAAAACAGAUUAUGUAUAUUUUUCAUUUAGAAAAUAUAUUGAAAUUGAUGAUAUAAGAGUAUCAUUCAUUCCUAGCAGUGGUGAAUUAUUCGUAAAUGAAUCAAAACAAAUUAUUUGUUUACUCUCCGGGAAACAAAGUGCUAAGGCUUAUUCAAAAGGCGUAUUAAAUAUUACACCGAUAAAUAUAACUAAUAAUAGUAAUAUUAAUUACACUAGACUAAUUUCUAUUAAUAAUACAAUGUUACAUCCAUUGAUUUCACCGCCUAUCAAUUAUACAGUCUAUCCUAAAACUGGCCGAGUACCUGUGGAAUGUAAAUUUAAGUAUUAUAAUGGAAAACAUUUCAAGAAAUCAUUGAACGUUACAAUUCGUAUGUUAACUAAAGAGAAGAAAAAGGAAGACAAAGUGGAACAGGCGAAUGAAACAAAAGUAGCCGAAUUUACAGCCGAUGAAUCUUAUUCCAACCAGUGGUUAUUUCUGCUCAUGAUUCUCUGGCUGAUCACUUUGGCCUUAAGCAUGUGGAUUAUCUAUGAAUUAUUUAUUGCUUUCUAUCAUCUAAAUUAUCAUUAUACUGGUUGUCAGUAUUUAAUCGAUCAAUUAAGAUCUGGAAAUCUUAAUCCAUGGUUACCUGGUAAUGAAAUACCUUUUAAUUCAUCAAAUAUCACUGUAAGUGUAUUUAACGAAUGA
This is a messenger RNA of Trichobilharzia szidati, 4575 nucleotides long. The record is from the annotation of a GenBank genome assembly. NCBI's taxonomy places the organism in Eukaryota, Metazoa, Platyhelminthes, Trematoda, Strigeidida, Schistosomatidae.